Molecule: messenger RNA, 9175 nt
Organism: Hemicordylus capensis (graceful crag lizard)
Lineage: Eukaryota; Metazoa; Chordata; Lepidosauria; Squamata; Cordylidae
Gene: USP15
Product: ubiquitin specific peptidase 15
Exons: 4
Coding region: 149-520 (123 amino acids)
Biological process (GO): protein deubiquitination
Molecular function (GO): cysteine-type deubiquitinase activity
Source: RefSeq, a predicted model, not a curated record
CGUGGAGGGCGUUUCCCCGGUCGCCGCGCGGCGUCACUCCCAGCAUGCAUCGCGGCCCGCUCCUGCCGCCGCCGCCGCCGCCGUCCCUUUCGCAGCUGCUGCUGCUGCUGCUGCCGCUGCCGCCGCCGCCGCCGCGGGGCUGGGAGAGAUGGCGGAGGGAGGCGCGGCGGAUCUGGAGACCCAGCGCUCGGACAUCGCGUCGCUGCUCAAAACGGCUCUCCGCAAGGGCGACACCUGGUAUUUAGUGGAUAGUCGCUGGUUCAAACAGUGGAAAAAGUAUGUUGGCUUUGAUAGCUGGGACAAAUACCAGAUGGGAGAUCAGAAUGUUUAUCCCGGUCCUAUUGACAAUUCUGGACUUCUCAAAGAUGGGGACUGUCAAUCUCUUAAAGAGCAUCUCAUUGAUGAGCUGGACUACAUUCUCUUACCAACUGAAGGCUGGAAUAAGCUAGUUAGCUGGUAUACUCUCAUGGAAAGCCAGGAACCAAUUGCACGCAAGUGCAUACUUUUUCCAUUCAUCUAGCAGAAAAACUCAAUUUCUAGGAAAUAUUCCCAAGGACAGCUCUUCUAUCCAUACAAAUAUCCAUACAAGUUCACAGCAAGAACACUUUCAACCUUCCAUCUACUUCAGUAGUAUGUUAAUUGUUUAAGAAAUACAUGCUGGAUGACAUUCUGAGCUGGGUUAGAAUUACAUAACAAGCUGCAUCCGUGGAAAACUCUGCAGUUUUGGUCAACCCAGCAUGUUGCUGAGCAGGCAAAAUGUGCAGAAGGGGGCAGCCAUUUUUGCUGCUUUCUCUCCAAAAAUACUUCUGAUUGAUUGAUUUGAUUUAUUUUUAUAGCUGUGCAGCCCUUAGGGACAUAUUUCUGAAAUCAAGAAGUACUUUUGUGGGGAGGAGUGUAGGGAAGAUCACCACACCCUUUAUGCACAUUUGCCAACAUGUUGGGCUGAGCUCCAUUGAUGAGUCCUCCAUUGAUUCAGCUCCUUUAUGGAUUUCUAACACUGUUUGGAGUGUUGGCCACUUUGAAAAAAUGUAUGGGUAAGUUCAGACAACAUAACAAACCAUUGUCUGUUUGGACAUGACUGCAGUAUUAAAAGCUCUUGAUCCUGCAUGCUUUCUUUUUAUCACCUCCACUCCAGUCUCUUACUACUGCUGCUUCCGUGCUGGGAGAGUCAUAUUUUGCUAAACCAUAGCUUCUUAGCCUUAGACCAGAACAGUUAACUGUGGUUUAUAAACCACAGUUAAAGUAAGUUGUGAAACUGAGAUUCAACUUUGGUUUCAUACCUUGGUUUAAUUGUGGUUUGUCAAACAGCUCAGGGUUCAGACAAGCUAUGGAGCUGUUGUUUAAUGACAGUUGUGACAUAAGAGCUCAGGAGGGGAGGGGGCAGGAGGGAGUGCAAGAUUCAGGAACUUUUAAGACCACAUUCACAACUAAGAAAUCAUGGUUUGUUCACUUGUCUGAAUUGAUCACUAUUUUUAUUUCAUGUUCUAACUCUUUACAAUUAAAAAUGUAUACUAUGAAAGAGUCUAGUGAGUGAAUGUAUUCUAGCCCUUUUCUAUUUUCUGUAGAAUGUAUAUGCUCAAUUCAAAUAUCAUGCCAAAUCAUGGUUUGCACUAACCAUCAUUUAGGAAACCAAAACCAUGGUUUGGGUUUCCAAACAUACAACAGAAGAUCAUAGUCUAAGGUUGCUUGUCCACUUUCAUUUUUCAUUCUCUUGGCAAUUGACUUUAUAGAUUUACUCCUGGUUCCAUGGUGCUGAAGACUGUUAAUUAUGCUUGUCAAUUCAAAACUUUAGUUGGGGUAUAAAUCAAUUCGUGAGUUCUGGUUCAUUAUCCCUUGAUUCAGCCUGUGGUUACUGAGUGAUUGUAAACCAUUGUGUGCCAGUUUAAUCAUCAUGUCAGAUUGUACUUGGUCUUCAUUCCUGUGGUUUGGCAUGAUGUCUGAUUUGAAUCUUUAGGUAAGUCUAAAGUGUUAACUCAGAAUUUUCUGAACUUUGUAUGAAUAUUGUAGCCUUGUAUUCAGCAACUGUUUCUACUGAAUAAUAUCAGAUUCAUCUUUGGACAAAGGUGCAUAUAUCUUCAUUGAUUUAUCUUUGGAUGCUAGAGUUGAAGAAAUGAAAAUUGUUGCUCUUUUGUCAAAGAAUCUGUGGAUCUUCCUGGCUUAUAAGUAUAGGUAUCUAUCAAGAUAAUUGUGUUUUUCUGAAUUGUGUGCAUGUUGCUCUUUGAGAAAAAUUUAGUUAUCUUUGCUCAGUUGAAAUCGUCUAAAUUUGUAGUCUUUAUUUCUCCUGCAGUGAAAUAUAUUGUAUUAGCUUAUUUUCAUAUAUUGUACUAGUUUAUUGCAUUCUUGGGAUUUAUUAAGGAUCUCAACUCAUGCUACUUUACUGUACUGGAAAUGUUAUAUCUUGUGGGGGAAGGGUUGUUUUUUGUUUUUACAGUGGACGAAGGUCAUCAGCUUAGUAUGGGUCAUCACAUGGCUCGAGACAGGAUAGGGUUACAUUUUUUUUUUGCAGGCUAGCUUCCUGUUAGGCAGUAGGUGGUACCAGAAACCCAGUUCCUGUUCUGUCUGUCUCGAAAGACAAUGGUUUUGAAGAUCUCCUACUCGUUAAAAAAUCAGGCUAGUUUGUCCCCCACCUCUUACCUGAUUUAUUUCUUCUCGUGUGCCAGGGUGGGAAGGGAGUCGUUUCAUUUUGUUCUAAAAAUCAUUGUUUUAUGUUCUGAUUUGGUCUGUUUGUUAAAACUGCUCAGUUACUUUAGUUUUGCCUUGGUUAGCUUUUUAAAAAAUGCCUUCUCCCCUCCCCCUCGGUUAGCUUUUUCGCACUCCCUUCCCCUCAUUUCCAGCCUGUGGAGGUAACUCAGUUGGGAGAGAUGUUAGUGGACUCCCUCUUGGAAGGUCCCCACUCAGACCCAAAGGAGGAAAAAGCAUGUUUUGUUGGGUUUUUUUAAGCCCUUUCAGGAGCUAAAUGCCUCUCUCUCCCUAAGCUGAUUGAACCUCUGCUGAGCCCUAAGCAACAUAGAAGGGCUGCAAAGAAAAGCAAACACUUAAUCAAGGAACACUCUGUUUAAAAAAAACACCAACAAACCCUGCAAAAAACAGCCUCUCUCCUCCGCUGUGUGCCUCAGUGAGAAUAUCCUGCUACGAGCGCUAUGCCAGCAGAAGCAGCCCAGACACCUAUCUCCCAUAUUGCCCCAAGACAACACGGGCAAAGAUGUGCAGUACAAAGGUGCCAUUUUAACCAAAGAUAUUUCUGCUGCACCUUUGGAAGUGGGGGAGGGAGCUGUAGAUGUGCCUUUUUUGUUCACCAUAUUCCAAAAUACUAGUUCCUUCUGCUUUAGAUGAGGGUUCUAGCUUGCUAGUCCUUGACGCUACACAAUCCAGAUAUCACAGCCUGUGCAAACUGCCUCUGCUCCUAUACUAACUUCACAGAGCUCCACUCUGAUGAAUAAGACCUUGCUGGGUGGGGACAGUAAAAUAAAUAAAUAAAUACAUACAUACAUACUUACUUUUCCAGAAUAUGUGCCUCAAAGGCUAAAGGAAUUCAUUUCAACUGAAUGCAGGACUCUGAUUUUCUAUGCCACUUCAGCCCGCUUUACCCCAACAGGUUCCAGCCCGUAGGGCUAGACCCACAGGGUGACAGAACCUGGGAGCCUACUCCUCCUCAACUGAUUCCAGUCAGGGUAGGGAAGCCAUUCUCCCCCCCCCCCCGAGAGAGGGUGCUUCAAGCCUUCGGCAGGGCACCAUGGGGCAAAAGAAAAGUCUAUUUGGAAUCCUCCUGCUCCUCAUCAGAAGAUGAGAAACUGUCUGAGAAGGGUUCCACACCACAAGUACUGAGCUCCUCAUGCCUCUUCUCACCAGCUGACUUGACGUCUUACUGGCGAAACUAAGAGAGUCAUCAGUGAUGUCUCCACUCCAGAUGUUCCUCAAUCUCCUCCUGGCCUAGACCUACAAGUCUUCCCAUUGGAGCUGGUCCUGUCAGCCACGGUACCAUUCCCACCACUGUUCGAAAGCACUGUGAUAGCAGAAUGGAAUGCCCCUGUCUCUUCCAGAACUUCCACAUAAGCCCCUUAAAAUAAUAAUAAUACCAAUAAUAAUAAUAAUAACCUCUCCCCUGAUAUAAUGGACUUGCACUUGGUCCCCAAGGUGAUGCACCAGUGGCCCAGUUAGUCUCAGGGACAAUCAUGCACAAAGAAGGGGAGGAACAGUUUUAAAACUCCAGAGGACAAAAAGUGUGUUUCUUUUCUAAGAAACUAGCGUCAGCUACAGUGAUUAGAACAUCUACUACCACUUCAAUCUUCGCACGUGCUUCCAUUCCAUGGGCAAAAGAAUUAAUACAAUACAUUCCUUUAGAAAAUAAGAAGUUACACCAGGGCAUUAAUAAACUAGCCAAGGCCACUCAACUCAUGGUUGAUUCCAGCUGGGAUUCUAUUCAGCAUGCAUCCAGGGCUAUGGCUUUGGGAUGGCAGUGUGUAGAAGCCUCUGGCUAAAACAUUGGAAUGCAGACGCUAAGUCCAAACUCAACCUAGCAGCCCUCCCGUUCACGGGGACCAAGCUAUUUGGCCAGUCUCUAGAGCCCAUCGUAGUUGAGACUAGGGAUAAGAAUAAGAAAAAAACUAUUUCCCUAGGGUGCUGAGAUUCAUGGAAACCUUUUCGUUUCAAUAAUAGCUCAUUUCAUUCCAACAGAACGUUUCUUAGAAAUACAGGAUCAUCCUUCAGAGAUCAUAGACCCAUAACCAACUAACCUGGUUGGCAUCCCCCGUGGCAGCAACACGCAAGGGGAUCUUCCAGACUACAACAGAUCAGACAAUUCCCUUCCAAUUACCAAACACAUAAACAUUGAAUCUGUUCCAGUCAGGGGCAGACUUGGCCUACACUCACGAGCCUCGUAGACCUCCACUACAGACCGGUGGGUGUUGGACACAAUCCAAAAUGGCUACACAUAUUUUAGAUGCCUUCCCCUGACCUCUGUCUUACCCACACCCGUCCCCAAAAACUGAUCCAAACAACUACAGAUGUAUCUGGUUAUUCUUCAUCUUCUGGAGAUCAAGGCAAUAGAACUAGUAACAUCAACAGAAUUACAACAAGGCAUAUUUUCCAUAUUGUUUUUGGUACCCAAGAAAGAUGGAGGGCAGUCCUAGACCUCAAGUUUCUGACCCAGUUAAUAAAAAAGCCAUUCCACAUGGAAUCUCUGCAAUCCAUCAAGGAAGCUGUGUGAUCCCAGGAAUUCCUCAUCUCCAUAGACCUCUUGGAGACCUACCUACAUGUCCUGAUACAGACUCACUGCCGCAGAUUCACUUACAACAAUCCCCAGUUUCAAUACAGGGCAAAUUUUUGAGAACCCUUCGGCCUCUCAUUGGCGCUGUGGGUGUUUUCAAAGCUGAUGGUGGCCCUUGUGGCACACUUAAGCCUGCAAGUCAUUCAUAUCCACCCUUAUUUGGUCGAUCUGCUCAUCAGAUCUCAGAUCCAUCUACAGGCCUGCAAGGACAUUCAACAGACUACACAAACAAUCCUGAACAACGGAUUGAUCAUCAGUGAUCAGAAAAGUCACCUGUUGCCCUCGCAGUCCCUGCAACACUUGGGAGCCCUCAUCAACAAAUGCAACAGAGUCUCUGCCUUCCAAACACAAAGACAAGUUGAGAUCACUAAUUCAUCCUCUCCUAUGUUAUCAGUCAGCAGACCUCAUGCUCCUGGUGCAGAUCCUAGGCUCAAUGAUCUCUUGCAUUGAAUGCAUCCCUUGGACAAGAUGUCAUUCAAGAAUACUCCUGUAGCACAUCCUACCACAUCAGGAGGCCAUCAUGGAACACAUGCUGGUGCAGGUCCCCCUGACAAACAAAAUUCUCAGGUCACUCGAAUGGUGGCUGUCUCUAGCAUUCAAUAAGGAGUUUUUACUCACAAUCUCCUCACAGACAACCAUCACUUCAUUUGUAAGCCUCUCCAGCUGGGGAGCUUGCUAGAGCCAUUAUGCACAGGGCAAAUGGUCUCUCCCUGAACUUCAUCACAAUAUCAAAUGGCUGGAGCUCCGUGCAAUCUGCCUAACACUCAUUCACUUCUUACCACAGAUCACAAGCACCCAUGUGCCCGUCUGGAUGCACAACAUCACCACAAAGUCCCAGGUUGAUCACCAAGGUGUAACUAGGUCAAGAACCAUCAUGGAAUCCGAUCUCUUCUUCGCUGGGGUAGGAAAUCACCUCCUGUCCAUAUCGGUGGAACACCUCAGUGGGACAGCAAACGUUCACGCAUAUUGGCUAAGUUUUCAGACAAUAGAUCCCAUAGAAUGGUCACUUCACCCAGACGUGUUUCAUCAGAUGACCAAGGUACUAGGCCUUCUUGAAGUGAACCUAUUUGCAUCUGCAAGCAACCAUGGACUUCCACACUUCUUCACAAGGUUCCAGUCCCCCUGGGCGAAAGCCAUGGAUGCAUUGAUGGCACCAUGCCCGCCCCCGGCCUUCUAUAUGUUUCCCCCCCGAUCGCCAUUAUUCAGAGAGUCAUUCGAAAAGCGCUGUUAGGAAGGGCAGACCUGAUCAUCAUCGCCCCUUAUUGGCCCCUGAGGCCAUGCUUUUCUGAUGUUCUGAAUUUCUCAAUUUGGCACCCUUGGCAUCUUACUCCACGACAAAACUUUCUGUCACAGGGCCCCAUUCUCCACCCAGACCCUCAAUGGCUCCAACUCUUCACGUGGAGGUUGAGAGCUUGGCCCUAUGUCAAAUGGGAUAUUCACUGGAAGUACAGAAUACUAACCUAGCUUCAGAAGUAAAGAAUACUACCCUAGCUUCUAGAAGAUCACCCACCAGUAGAAUUUACCAUUCUGCUUGGUCAGCUUUCUUGUGGUGGGUGUUCUGAAACACAUAUCUCUGUUGACUGCAGGGGUCCCCGAAGUACUGGCUUUCUCACAAUCCGGUUUGGAACUUUAAACUAUGACUUAAUACACUGAGAUGUCAAACUUCAGCCUUCACCUCAGUGCUCAAAUGGUCUGCCCCUGAUGCUCCCUCUUUACUCCAUCCUGACCUUAUGACAUUCCAUAGGGGAGCUGGCAAUAUCUCCCGGCACCUCAAUAGGGUUCUUAAUGCACUCGUUGGAGCUCCCUUCGAACAGCUCCGCUUGGUACCUUUUAAAAUACCUCUCAUUCCAGGUGCUCUUUCUGGUUGCAAUUACUUCAGCAUGAAGAGUAUCUGAAUUGGGAGUGCUCUCCAGUCGUAAGAAUCUGUGCACGUUAGACCAGCAUGCAGUGGUGCUAAGAUUAGACCCUAUCUUCCUCCCAAAUGUUAAUUCUAUCCUCCACCAGAUGCAGGAGGUCAUCCUCCUGUCCUUCUCCAACGCACCCCAAAGAAAAAUUAUGGCACUCUCUAGAUGUGUGCAGGGCACUCAGAAUUUACCUAAGACGUACUGCCAUGUUAUGCCAAAUGAACUCACUUUUCGUGUCAUUGCUUCCGUCAUCCUUGGGUAACAGGUUAUCCAAAGUCACCAAAUCCCAGUGGAUAAAGGCACUAUCACAUUAGCAUAUGAAUCUCUGAAGCUUGCCUGUUCCAACAGGCAUUACAGCUCAUUCAACUCAUAGUGCUUCUACUUCAGCUGCCUUUUCCUCAAAUGUCCCUUUCAUGGAGAUUUGUAGAGCAGCCACCUGGGCUUCUGUUUCUCCAUUCAUUAAACACAAUAAGAUCUUUUCAUUCCAUGCAGCCGAGGUGGUGUUAGGUUGCACGGUACUGCAAAACAUGGUCUAGACUAUCUGCUCUCUCUCGUCUUCACUUAGCUGGCUUGGGUAUGUCCCAUACUAAGCUGAUGACCUUCGUCCACUGUAAGGAAAAAGAAACAUUGGUCUUACCAUGAAGGGUUCUUUUUCUUAGUGGACGAAGGUCAUCAGACACUUGAUGUAAACUUGAUGGUUGGGGUGCCAAUUUUGGGUGUAGGGUAGCGACCCUCAGCGACAAUUGAGUUGUCCAUUCACUAUCCUGUCUUCAUAUUAUUUUCUUUCUUACCUUGUAUGGAUAACUGCUUUGCCUCUGUUUCUCCUAUCUUACACCUUUCUAUGCUAUAGGCCCGGAACUGGGUUUCUAGUGCCACCUACUGCCUAACAGGAAACUAGCCUGCACAAAAAAUGUAACCCUAUCCUGUCUCAAGCCAUGUGAUGACUGAUAAACUCAUACUAAGCUGAUCACCUUCACCCACCUAAGAAAAAUAGCCCUUCAUGGUAAGAAACCAACAUUUCUUUCUUGGGGAAGCUUAUCUCAGAUUUGUAUGUUAAUAUUUGAUACACCUAAUCAUCUUUUUAAAUAUAAGUUUCUUGUUUGAACUCUAUGCUGUAAUUUACUAUUUGCUUUGACAUUUUAUCUAUGCCUGACUGCACAACUCUGGUCCUGCAGAUUUUGGACUGCAACUACUAUUGUCCCUGACUAGUGCCACUGCUGACUGAGCAGAGACACCUUUUAAAGUGGUGAUUCUCUUAUAUUUAGCAGGGAGAGAGCAACUGGCCCUAUCCAGCCCCAGCAUAGCAUCCCUCCAGUGGCUGUUGCUGGUAUCUGCUUUCUGUUUCUUUUUAGAUUGUGAGCCCUUUGGGGACAAGGGAGCAUCUUAUUUACGUAUGUAUUUUUCUAUGUAAACCACUUUGAGAACUUUGGUUGAAGAUCGGUAUAUAAGUAUUCGUAAGUAUAAGUAUUAGUAAAUAUUAGUAUUGGCUACUAUGGCUGGGGAUAAUGAGUUGUAGUCUAACAGCUAGAGGGCCAAAGUUGUGCAGCCUUGAUCUAGGCUAAUGUAGGAGGAAGACAACUUAGCUCCUGUUAUGUAUGAUUCAAGGUUUGCAUGGUCUAAGACAAUAUAUGUUCUCUGUAGAGACAGAGAUAGUGACUCUGAUCAACAUCAUUGUAUCCAAAAUCUUAAAUGUGUUGAAAACACAUUGAACAAAAGAAGUCUUCCCUCAAAUGAAGGCUGCCUAUCCUGCUUAAAAAGUGUUGACUAGUGAAGUUACAGCAUAAGGGAGUCAUAAAAGGAGAUACUAAAUAAGAAAAACGGAAUUGUCCAUAACCUGGCCUAAGCCCAGGCAAGCUUUGGCAACAUUCUCAACCACACAUUGAGAGCAUAUAUUGGGUUGUUGUGUGUAUGACUUAUAAGACUGUUCUUCUGACAUCCUCAUCAUAAAUAAUCAAUGCCAUAAUAAAGAUAAUCAGUAAAUAAAACUUGGGAGAGGAGAGUUCAA